GCAGCUGCGGAGCGGCGAGAGAGAGACUGAACGGUGAUUGAAAGAGAAGAGAGCUGAACGGCGGUGGCGGCAGCCAUCUUAAAACUACCGCACUAAUCCCAGAUAUACAUCCUCUGGAUAUUUCUGCAACACCGAGCUAAAUCAGAUUUUACCGGGCGAGAGGAGACAGAAUACCAUUUUUUUAAAUUCGUUCGCUGUUUUUACACUGAAGACGGGAUGCGGAUCCGCGGGGUGAAACGUUUCGCUUCUGCAGUCGGUCUGCUCUUAGGACUAUUAUGCGCGGUGGAAGCAGCCAAAGUAAAUAAGCACAAGCCAUGGAUUGAGACCACGUAUCAUGGUAUCGUAACGGAAAAUGACGACAAAGUUCUCCUGGACCCUCCGCUGAUAGCCUUGGAUAAAGAUGCCCCGUUGCGCUAUGCAGAGAGUUUUGAGGUGACCUUCACCAAAGAAGGGGAGAUCUGCGGCUUCAGGAUUCACGGGCAGAAUGUGCCGUUCGAGGCGGUGGUGUUGGAUAAGUCCACUGGCGAGGGCGUGAUCCGGGCCAAGGAUAAACUGGAUUGUGAGCUGCAAAAGGAGCACACCUUCACCAUCCAGGCCUACGACUGUGGAGAGGGACCUGAUGGCAGCAACAUGAAGAAAUCUCACAAGGCUACCGUCCACAUCCAAGUGAAUGACAUGAAUGAGUAUUCACCGGUGUUCAAAGAGAAGUCCUACAAAGCCACAGUGAUCGAGGGCAAAAAGUAUGACAGCAUCCUGAAGGUGGAGGCCGUGGACGCUGACUGCUCUUUCCAGUUCAGUCAGAUCUGCAGCUAUGAGAUUGUCACCCCCGAUGUGCCCUUUACCGUUGACAAGGAUGGCAACAUCAAGAACACAGAGAAGCUGAACUACAGCAAGGAACGCAUGUACAAACUCACCGUGACUGCAUAUGACUGCGGUAAAAACCGUGCAUCUGAGGACGUUCUUGUAAAAAUCAACAUCAAGCCCACCUGCAAACCAAGCUGGCAAGGAUUUAAUAAAAGGAUUGAAUAUGAGCCUGGUACAGGCAGUCUAGCCCUGUUCCCCAGCAUGCACCUGGAGACCUGCGAGGAGCCAAUCACCUCCAUUCAGGCCAGCAUCAUGCUGGAGACUAAUCACAUCGGCAAGGGCUGUGACCGUGACACCUACUCCGAAAAAUUCCUGCACAAGCUGUGCGGUGCCAGUGCUGGUACUGUGGAGCUGUUGCCUGCUCCCAGCAACUCUGCCAACUGGACUGUCGGCUUGCCCACUGACAACGGGCACGACAGCGACCAGGUGUUUGAGUUCAAUGGCACCCAGGCCAUCAAGGUCCCUGAGGGUGUGGUGAGCACCACCCUGAAAGAGCCCUUCACCAUCUCGGUGUGGAUGAGACACGGACCUGGAGGCAGGGAGAAGGAGACCAUACUCUGCAACUCUGACAAGACUGAGAUGAACAGGCACCACUACUCUCUGUAUGUACACAACUGUCGUCUUGUGCUGCUGCUGCGUCAGGAGCCUACCGAAUCGGAGAACUACAAACCAGCUGAAUUCCACUGGAAACUCGAUCAAGUGUGUGAUAAAGAAUGGCAUCACUACGUGUUAAACAUUGAGUUCCCAGCAGUGACUUUGUUUGUGGAUGGUUCCAUCUUCGAGCCCUUCCUGGUCACGGAGGAUUACCCUCUGCAUGCCUCCAAGAUCGAAACCCAGCUCACCAUCGGCGCCUGCUGGCAAGACCUCUCAGGACAUGACAAUGAUACUGAGACUCUCUCAGAGCCUUUGACAGGUGGCAGCGCCCGCAUGACUCAGUACUUCAGGGGCAACCUAGCUGGACUCAUGAUCCGCUCCGGCAAACUGGAGAACAAGAAAGUUAUCGACUGCCUCUACACCUGCAAGGAAGGUCUUGAUGUGCAGCUUCCAGAGGAGGUAGCCUCUGCUGUGAAGGUGGAUUUUAACCCCAACCAGUCUUCUCUGAGCCUGGAGGGAGAUGACAUUGAGAGCUUUGAGAAAGUGAUGCAGCACAUCUCCUACCUGAACUCCCGGCAGUUCCCCACCCCAGGAAUCCGCCAUCUGCGAGUCUCAACCACUGUCAAAUGCUUCAAUGAGGAGACGUGCAUCUCCGUGCCUGACUCUGAAGGCUACGUGAUGGUUCUCCAGCCAGAGGAGCCAAGGAUCAGCCUCAGUGGAAUUGACCAUUUUGCCCGUGGAGCAGCUGAAUUUGAGAGUACGGAGGGCGUUAUGCUCUUCCCUGAGCUGCGCAUCGUCAGCACCAUCACCCGUGAGGUGGAGGUGGAGGCUGAGACCGAAGCCGAAGCCGAGGAUGAUCCCACAGUGCAAGAGACGGUGGUAUCUGAGGAGAUCAUGCAUAACUUGGACACGUGUGAGGUGACCGUGGUGGGAGACGAACUGAAUGGAGAUCAUGAGAGUUUGGAGGUGGAUCUGGUCCAGAUCCAGCAGAGAGCUCUGGAGAUGAGCUCUUCUAACGUGGGCAUGGUCAUCACAGGGGUUAACACCAUGGCGAACUACGAACAGGUCCUGCAUCUGAUCCGCUACAGGAACUGGCACACAGAGGCAUUGUUUGACAGGAAGUUUAAACUCGUCUGCUCUGAACUCAAUGGCCGCUACAUUAGCAAUGAAUUCAAAGUCGAGGUCAAUGUGAUCCAUACAGCCAACCCCAUGGAUCAUGCAAACAAUGCUAUGGUCCAGCCUCAGUUCAUCAACCAAGUGCAGCACGCUUCAGUGGACCUGUCUGGACACAACCUGGCCAACACCCAUCAGGCCUCAGUUGUCCCCAGUGCUGCCACCGUCGUUAUCGUUGUGUGUGUGAGCUUCCUGGUGUUUAUGAUCAUCCUGGGCGUCUUCCGUAUCCGUGCUGCCCACCAGCGCACCAUGAGGGACCAGGAAAACGGCAAAGAGAACGAGAUGGACUGGGAUGACUCUGCUCUCACCAUUACUGUCAACCCAAUGGAGACUUAUGAGGAUCAGCACAGCAGCGAAGAGGAAGGAGACGAGGAAGAGGAAGAGAGCGAGGACGGAGAGGAGGAAGACGACAUCACCAGCGCAGAGUCAGACAGCAGUGAGGAUGAGGGCGGCGAACAGGAAGACCAGCAGGGUUCGAGCAGACAGCAGCAGCUGGAGUGGGACGACUCCACCUACUGAUCCUCCUGAGCACACAGUACACAAUACUUACCAACACACACACACUCACACACCCACGCACUGUCACAUCCCUCUGCAAAUAGGGACGCCCAUGUUCCCACUACCCAAGGAGCCAUGUGUAAAAAUGCGGAAAAAAACACUGAAAACUAAACUAUUAUACAAUAUAUGUACAAUAUAGAUGCGAAUAUAUCAUGUGUCUCUUGUGACAGGUGUUGCAAUCCGCUUUCUUUCCACCUGCCCACAUCUUAUCGUGGUGGUAUUCAGUGUAGUACAGUAUCUCAAUACAAGUUCCUAAUUUAUUGAAUCUUUUUCUGUCCUAUCCGAGGGAAUCCUGGCCUAAGUUUGCAUUUUCUUUCAGCUCUGUGCCGACACAUCCCUGCAGUUUUCCCUUCAAGUUGAGCUUCGGGAAAUGAUUUCAUGUAUAUUUUCUGCACAUGACGUUUUAGGUUGAUUUGCUACAGGAAUUUUUGAGGAAAACUCUUUUCCGAUCACUUUAUAUUGCAUGGCAAGAUUUGCAGUCUUGGGUACGGAAGAAAACAACUGCUUUUUGAUAUUUUGUAAAUAAGACGAAACCAUGUAAUUAGUCGAUGUGUUAGUGAAAGCCUAACCAACGGUUGCCGGUGUCUAAAAAGACACAGUACCUGCUGUAGGAUAUUUAUGUCAGAUGCUCUUAGCAUGUUUCAGUGAAUCUCAUGCUCGUACUAAAAAACAACGUCCGCUUCACAGAGAGGAACCCAUGACAGAGGCUGAGGUUUCUGUGGCAAAGCGUCGUUCAUUUUGUCUUUUCUCUUGGAGGUGGGUGUGCAUCUUUUUUGUUUUUCGUAGAGUUGGUUCAGUGCUUUGGCUUUACAUAUGCUAAUUCUAGCUGGGCUUGCAAUGGCACAAAUGCUACACCAAGGCUUCAGUGUUUUUAAUUCAGUGACGUUUUGGGGACUAAUAAUCACAUUCAGGUGAUGAAUAUACAGUUGUUGUUUUUUUUUUCACGUGGUACUGUAUGUUGUACAGUUUAGGCACGCCGCAGUUAUUGAAGCCAUUCUUAAGUGAUAGUGCUCGUAUCCUCUGUAAUAAAUGGAGACCAAUUGGAAUCACAGUAUGCACUCUCAUAACCCAGUCUGAAUAAGAUUUAUGACUGAAACGACAUGAAAAGGGGUGCGCUGGUGAUUUAGCCACAAUGUGAGCAUCGAAAGUCUGUUGUGUACUGUUUCGACAGACUUCUUGUGCUAAAAUACUGUCUUGAGAUGGUCAGUUAAAUGAACUUUACUGAACAAAAUUAUGGCGGGUGGGUAAUUUUUAUUUCAUAUAUACCUAAUUUUGUAUUUUUUAAGUUUUUAUUUUUUAUUUUCGGGGGUUAACCUGUGUUCUUGUCAUUUCAAGGCCCCUAAAAAGAUUACAAGGGCUGAUUUGCCGGUCACAGCGCAUUAAAAGAAAUGAAGUUCAACUUUUAAAGGAUAAAAUAUUUUUGCAGUGUGGCCGUUGGAUUUUAUUGUACAUGGAACUGUGUACUGUAGAGUUGUGUGAAGAUAUUUGUUUACAUUUGGUAAACUUUUAUUCCUUUUUGGUGACGCUAUCAAUCUGCUCCAGAUUUGCAGGUCAUUUCUCUUCGUAGUUGCUCUCAGAAUCAUGUCGUAGCUUCAUUUUCUUACUGCGAUUGGAAAAUUCGGGAUACACCCCCCUCAAAAACAAUGGUUAACUAUUGAGGAAAAUAAUAUUGCGUUCCCGUCGGGCUUGAAAAAGAAUGUUAAUCAUUUUGGAGAUUGUACAUUGUUUGAUUGUUUAGUAAAGACGGACGUGAAGCUUUAGGGUACUUCAUAUGUACAUGCGUGAAUAUUCUCAGUUUAAGGCCUAAGCUGGUGGUAUGAAUAUUAUUUUAAUGCCAGGAAAGGUGCAAGUUGUGGAAAAGGUCUAUUUUUGUGACCCACGAAAGGGCGACGGGAGACUUUUCUUGUAGGUUUUUGUUACAUGUUUUGGUCAUCGGGUUCCCCCUCAAAAUUGACAGGACUUUUAAAGAGAGGUCCAGAAUUCAGCUGGUGGAGUUGGGAGUGCCUUUUACCUGUCACAGCGCAUUAAUAACACAACUAACCCAACACUCAUCCAUGCCAUUUCAGUUCUCGCAUUUUAUAAUGAUUUCAAGUUCGAGUUCUACCAGGUAUGGGGCAGUGGUUUUAAUUUGAUUUCAUUUUCUGUUUGGGAUCGACAGCUAGUUUUAUCAAGAGUGGACGUUUUAAUUGUCCUGCAUACAGUAGAUGUCUUGUGUUCAUGUCGAUGUGUAGAGAAAAUAAUAGGUCCAUACUGUAUCAUCAAUGAAUAUUGUACUAAUUCAUGUUUGAGGAAAUCCACUUCGAAAAGAUGUACAUUAUUAUAAGCAGCAUACGUGGGUAUGAGUUGAACAAUAUGUGUACAGUGAAAGGUGUAUCUCCUGGAGAGGGCAGCAUGAAACUCACACAAAUGUAAUAGUCUCUCACAGUGUAUUCUCAACUUGCAAUCGUUUUAAAAGCCGUUUGAGCGAUGUAAACCAUUCCUUGAGACCAAAUUGAGUAUAAUCAAUGUUUGUACUGAAAAUCGCACCGUUGUUUGCAUCUUCCCUCCUUUCCCCUGAUACAAAUAUUCAUCCGCAGGUUCUCAUCAUGUGAAUUGUAUUUCAACAAUGUGAUUUUAAGACACUGGCGGAGAAACUAAACUCCAGAAUAAAUAAGCAGUCUGUGCUGAGUGUGAACGGCUGCAGAUGGUGGGUGUGUAACGGGGCAUUGUCUUUGCAUGUAUAACACAAGAUAUAAAUAUUUCCUGUAACUGGCACACGGUACUGUGGGAUUGGAGUGGAGUAGAUGGGAUAGGAUACUACUGAAUCAAAAGAUAAUCGGUCUCAGAUUUGCAGCCUUCAGUGGUCAUUGUUCACGUUUUGAAUAACUUUUAUUUUUUUGCUCUAGAAAUGAAAACUGGGGAUGUUGUAGAACUGUUGGAUGCUGCCUUCAGGCUCAUUCACUUUUCUGUUAUUCAGAGGAAUAAUUAUAGUGAAGUUGAUGCUUGCUCAUGAACAAAAUAAAGGAUGAGAUGGGAAUAAA
Molecule: messenger RNA, 6209 nt
Organism: Carassius gibelio (silver crucian carp)
Lineage: Eukaryota; Metazoa; Chordata; Actinopteri; Cypriniformes; Cyprinidae
Gene: clstn1
Product: calsyntenin 1
Exons: 19
Coding region: 217-3150 (977 amino acids)
Biological process (GO): positive regulation of synaptic transmission; homophilic cell-cell adhesion; positive regulation of synapse assembly
Cellular component (GO): postsynaptic membrane; cell surface
Molecular function (GO): X11-like protein binding; amyloid-beta binding; kinesin binding
Source: RefSeq, a predicted model, not a curated record